This is a messenger RNA of Sitodiplosis mosellana (orange wheat blossom midge), 3806 nucleotides long. Its product is annotated as RING finger protein 10. Gene Ontology annotation, molecular function: transcription cis-regulatory region binding; metal ion binding. The record is from RefSeq and is a predicted model, not a curated record. The transcript has 5 exons. Lineage: Eukaryota; Metazoa; Arthropoda; Insecta; Diptera; Cecidomyiidae. Gene Ontology annotation, biological process: positive regulation of transcription by RNA polymerase II. The coding region runs from base 796 to 3252 and encodes 818 amino acids.
GAGUGAAUUUCGUACAGUUUGCACGAUAAAUUUAUCGUCAAAUUCCAAUAGUUGAACCGAUUCGAUUAUACCGAAUUGAAAUUUUUUUCUUCACAAUUCACAACUUUUCCAAGGCAUAUUCAAAAACUAAAUGUUAAACAAUAACCGAAACGCUUUUCAUUUAUUCGAAUCAAAUUAGAAAGAUUUUGAAAGUUGAAAAAAAAAAUCAAAUUAAAUUCUACUACAGGGUUUAUAUUUGAAGUAAGGCCAACUUCAUGCAUAUUUGUUGAAAUUGUGGAAGGAAUUUUUAUUUGACAUUUUAAUGCACAAAAAUAGUAGUACAAGUAUUGCGUGGAUAGUAUUUCGAUUGGUCGCCAUUUUUUUCAACCUGAAAAGUGCGACGUCUUUUUAAUUACACAAAUAUUCUUUUUAUUUUUUCAUUUACCUCUGUGUGAUUUGGCAAUUCUACAAUCGUCCGAAUAUCGGGAAGCUGAUUUGAAUCGAAAGCUUUACCGAUACCAUUCGAAAAAAAGCGAACAUUUGCAAACGCAUCUUUCUCCUCUUUCACUCGUACAAAAUCGUUCAAUUUUCGUUUCAUACGAGCCAAUAACAAAGUGAUAGAUUCAUUUUGUUUUUAGUCAGUGUGUUUAGUGAAAAAUCAUGGCCAAUUAAAGAUGAAUUUUUACACUGAGAACGUUUUAUUAACUCCAUGUGGAGGAAACAUCCACUUCCAAACCAACAACAACAAUAACAAUCAAUUUAAGCGAAUCAACUUCAGCCAAUUGGCAUCUAGUUCUAAGGCAGUCAAUCAUCCAAAUGGAAAAGAAACCAAAUUCACGUACGAACCAGGUACCUGCAAAGGUACUCAGCUCUGAUUCGCGAAAAUCAAACCAAGAUGCAACUGGAAAACAGCAGACACGUUCACGUCGCCGCGAAUUUUCCAGUAGUUUUUCACAAGCCCAAAAAUCUGAUCGUUCAACAUAUAACGGCAACUUUAAUCAACACAGACAACAACAACAACAAUAUCAAAUUUUCACGCCAAAGUCGCGUGGUAAUGGUGACGCAAGAUCACGGAUUGGUGGCGGUGGCGGCAGCGGCAAUAGUAACAGCCGCAGUGGCAACGAUGUCUAUCCAAGGACUGCAUCGUCUUCGAGCACCGGAUUAAGUCAUUUUGAAGAUGAUUGCACUGAGGCAAUCAAUAAUGACUUCGAAUUUGAAUUGAACUCUGUUUAUUUGCCGGGCAGCAAAAAACAGAAUUUAAAUCAUUUGCUUAAUUUCAACUACGCACCACGUGAUCGUACCGAUCCGUCAACCUACCAGCGUUCGGGUAAUAAUGCCAAGUGUGCAUACGUCAAACGAAUCAAAUACAAUAAGGAACAAUUUUUGCAAGCAAAUUGCCAGUUUGUCGUAAAGUCGAAGGGCGAUUAUACGCCUCAUAGAAUUUCGCCAGAUCUUCUCGUAGAGUGGUCCAACAUUGAACAAAUCAAUCUUUUCGGCAGCAGUGAGGAACCGCAGUGUCCGAUUUGUUUAUAUCAUCCAGUCGCUGCCAAAAUGACACGGUGUGGUCAUGUAUACUGCUGGCCAUGCAUUUUACAUUAUUUGGCGUUAUCCGAUAAGAAGUCAUGGAGAAAGUGCCCCAUUUGUUAUGAAGCCGUGCACAUUGGAGAUUUGCGGAGUGCCAUUUCCAAGCCACAUCGCAAUUAUAAUUGCAGCGAAGAGGUUACAUUUCAUUUGAUGUGCCGCAGCAAAAACUCACUUCAAGUGCACAAGGCUGAUACAACUUCGAAACAAAUGGCAACUGCACACUUUCCACGUCUCUCUGAUCAUCCCGAUGAAUUGAAGCAUAGCAAACUCGUAUUGGCCGUGCCGCAAGAAAUUCUGUCAAUCAUUCAGCGUGAGCGUCGUGAACUUGAAUGCCAAUUAGUCUCGGAUGGCUUUGAUUGCCCGGACUCCAUCUUUGUUCAACAAGCACUGACACUAUUAGAUGAGCGUGAAAAAGAGAUUCGCACCCAACUUGGCAACGAUCACACCAAUGAAUGCAAUAACAGUCAGUUGGCCGAACCAAUGGCUAAUGGUUUGAAUGAAGCUAUCGAUAAACUCAUGCUCAAUGCUGACGCAAAAGAGUUUAUUCCAUUUGAUCAUGCCGAUGACAAACAAAGUUCACCAUCAUCUGAUGAUAUGGGUGAUUUUAUAAUCGAUGCCGAUGGCGACUUAACUUUGAACGAUAUCGCCAUUGUGCCUGCGAAUACGGUAUCAAAUGAAAACUGGUUCUAUUUCUAUCAGUCAAGUGAUGGUCAACACUUGUAUUUGCAUUCGAUCAAUGUUCGCAUGCUACAGGCGAUGUUUGGAUGCUUGGAACAUGCCCCAAAAUCGAUAACAGGUCGCAUUUUGCAGAAAGAAUCGUGCUCAAUGACCGAAGAAUUACGCAAACGCUUGAAAUACUUGCAACAUUUGCCAGUCACAUGCCAAUUUGAUGUGGUUGAGAUUGAGCUUGAUUGUCCGGCGAUCAUCUCAGAAGAAAUUCGAGCAAAAUUCAAGGAUGAAUUGACACAACGGCACAAAAAUCGCCAGAGACGUGCACGCGAGGAGCGUAAACGUGAAAGGUACAUUGAUCGUGAGAAUGAACGGCGCAUCGGGAAAAUUAUCCAUACAGCCGUUAACAUUGAUGUCACUUCAGUGCAACAAUUUCCAACGUGUGGCAGUUUUGUUGACACCAUUUUCCCACCGCAUAGUCCUCCGCAAACGUUAGUUAACGAAGCUGAAACUUUGGUCGGUCUAAAUGCUACUACCAAUAAUCCGGGACCGUCAUUUGCAAAGAUGUUAACAUCUCCACUUGGUGCAGCAAACAAAUCUGAAAAUUGGCCAACAUUAGGCCGACCAAAGGAGCCACAACAAUUUGCACAAGCCAAUUCAACCCAACUCCGAUCGAACAACGGUUUUUCAAGUGAUCGAGAGAAGCUUACCGGUGCUAGCAUUGAACACUCCGACGAGGACAGUGUUGAUUUUGCUAUUGACGACCUUGAAACGACAUAUGCUCGGCCUGAAUUCAAUGAAAGUUUUGGUUUGGCCAUUGCCGAAGCGCUCAACAAGGCGGCUCAUUCGAAAAGCCCACGCAAACAACAACAACAGCAGCAGCAGCAGCAGCAGCAGCAACAGCAACAACAACAACAACAACAAAUGGAGUCACCCUAUGGCCGCUUCAAUGGCGCUGGCAGAAAGAAGAAAAAUACCAAAAAAACGAUUCUAUUUUCCACUGGAAAUUUUGUUAAAUGAAAACCUAAUUUCAUAUGCUUUCAUUAUUCUGUUACAAAAUUAUUAUCAACUAUUUUGUUUCUAAAUCAAAAUUCAGCAAUCAAUGGAUUUGUUAGAGAAAGGCCAAUUUAUGAAAUAACUAACGUGAAGGCAAGCGCCACACUUUUUGUCGCCCAAAGUCAAAUCAAUUAUGGAAUUGAUGACGAUUUUAAAGCGGCAAAAAAGUAUGAUUGUGUUGAUGAGUUUGUUUGGUUAUGAUUUUUAAUACAUUAGAAAUUUGGUUUGAAAAACAGAAAAACUUAAUAAGAACGAAAAAAAAAAAAAUCCACAAUUAAUCUGAUGAAAUUUAUGUUAUAUUAUUUUGGAACAAAUUUCGGAAAUUUGCUGAUUACAAAUUUUCGCUCUAAUAAUUAACAACAACAAGAAUGAAUAGAAAAUAAAUGCAUUCAAAUAUUUUUGUUUGACAAUAUGAAUAACUGAAAUUAGGUCAAAAUUUGUAAAGAAAAAAUGUUCAGAUUAUGCCCCUUAGAGAAAAAAAUAUGAUGCGAAUUUCAGAUAACAGGCUUGAUAAUAAA